AUGACCCCUUACUCCCCCGUCUCGCACCCUCGCUCCCCCGUACCGCCCUCGCCCGCCUGCUCGCUCCCCCGUACCGCCCUCGCCCGCCUGCUCGCUCCCCCGUACCGCCCUCGCCCGCCUGCUCGCUCCCCCGUACCGCCCUCGCCCGCCUGCUCGCUCCCCCGUACCGCCCUCGCCCGCCUGCUCGCUCCCUCGCCCGCCUGCUCGCUCCCCCGUACCGCCCUCGCCCGCCUGCUCGCCCCCUCGCCCGCCUGCUCGCUCCCCCGUACCGCCCUCGCCCGCCUGCUCGCUCCCCCGUACCGCCCUCGCCCGCCAGCUCGCUCCCCCGUACCGCCCUCGCCCGCCUGCUCGCUCCCUCGCCCGCCUGCUCGCUCCCUCGCCCGCCUGCUCGCUCCCCCGUACCGCCCUCGCCCGCCUGCUCGCUCCCUCGCCCGCCUGCUCGCUCCCCCGUACCGCCCUCGCCCGCCUGCUCGCUCCCUCGCCCGCCUGCUCGCUCCCCCGUACCGCCCUCGCCCGCCUGCUCGCUCCCCCGUACCGCCCUCGCCCGCCUGCUCGCUCCCCCGUACCGCCCUCGCCCGCCUGCUCGCUCCCUCGCCCGCCUGCUCGCUCCCCCGUACCGCCCUCGCCCGCCUGCUCGCUCCCUCGCCCGCCUGCUCGCUCCCCCGUACCGCCCUCGCCCGCCUGCUCGCUCCCUCGCCCGCCUGCUCGCUCCCCCGUACCGCCCUCGCCCGCCUGCUCGCUCCCUCGCCCGCCUGCUCGCUCCCCCGUACCGCCCUCGCCCGCCUGCUCGCUCCCCCGUACCGCCCUCGCCCGCCAGCUCGCUCCCCCGUACCGCCCUCGCCCGCCUGCUCUCUCCCUCGCCCGCCUGCUCGCUCCCCCGUACCGCCCUCGCCCGCCUGCUCGCUCCCUCGCCCGCCUGCUCGCUCCCCCGUACCGCCCUCGCCCGCCUGCUCGCUCCCCCGUACCGCCCUCGCCCGCCUGCUCGCUCCCUCGCCCGCCUGCUCGCUCCCCCGUACCGCCCUCGCCCGCCUGCUCGCUCCCUCGCCCGCCCUCGCCCGCCUGCUCGCUCCCUCGCCCGCCUGCUCGCUCCCCCAUACCGCCCUCGCCCGCCUGCUCGCCCCCUCGCCCGCCUGCUCGCUCCCCCGUACCGCCCUCGCCCGCCUGCUCGCUCCCCCGUACCGCCCUCGCCCGCCAGCUCGCUCCCCCGUACCGCCCUCGCCCGCCUGCUCGCUCCCCCGUACCGCCCUCGCCCGCCUGCUCGCUCCCCCGUACCGCCCUCGCCCGCCUGCUCGCUCCCUCGCCCGCCUGCUCGCUCCCCCGUACCGCCCUCGCCCGCCUCCUCGCUCCCUCGCCCGCCUGCUCGCUCCCCCGUACCGCCCUCGCCCGCCGGCUCGCUCCCCCGUACCGCCCUCGCCCGCCUGCUCGCUCCCCCGUACCGCCCUCGCCCGCCUGCUCGCUCCCCCGUACCGCCCUCGCCCGCCUGCUCGCUCCCCCGUACCGCCCUCGCCCGCCUGCUCGCUCCCUCGCCCGCCUGCUCGCUCCCCCGUACCGCCCUCGCCCGCCUGCUCGCUCCCUCGCCCGCCUGCUCGCUCCCCCCGUACCGCCCUCGCCCGCCUGCUCGCUCCCUCGCCCGCCUGCUCGCUCCCCCGUACCGCCCUCGCCCGCCUGCUCGCUCCCUCGCCCGCCUGCUCGCUCCCCCGUACCGCCCUCGCCCGCCUGCUCGCUCCCCCGUACCGCCCUCGCCCGCCAGCUCGCUCCCCCGUACCGCCCUCGCCCGCCUGCUCGCUCCCUCGCCCGCCUGCUCGCUCCCCCGUACCGCCCUCGCCCGCCUGCUCGCUCCCUCGCCCGCCUGCUCGCUCCCCCGUACCGCCCUCGCCCGCCUGCUCGCUCCCCCGUACCGCCCUCGCCCGCCUGCUCGCUCCCUCGCCCGCCUGCUCGCUCCCCCGUACCGCCCUCGCCCGCCUGCUCGCUCCCUCGCCCGCCCUCGCCCGCCUGCUCGCUCCCUCGCCCGCCUGCUCGCUCCCCCAUACCGCCCUCGCCCGCCUGCUCGCCCCCUCGCCCGCCUGCUCGCUCCCCCGUACCGCCCUCGCCCGCCUGCUCGCUCCCCCGUACCGCCCUCGCCCGCCAGCUCGCUCCCCCGUACCGCCCUCGCCCGCCUGCUCGCUCCCCCGUACCGCCCUCGCCCGCCUGCUCGCUCCCCCGUACCGCCCUCGCCCGCCUGCUCGCUCCCUCGCCCGCCUGCUCGCUCCCCCGUACCGCCCUCGCCCGCCGGCUCGCUCCCUCGCCCGCCUGCUCGCUCCCCCGUACCGCCCUCGCCCGCCGGCUCGCUCCCCCGUACCGCCCUCGCCCGCCGGCUCGCUCCCCCGUACCGCCCUCGCCCGCCUGCUCGCUCCCCCGUACCGCCCUCGCCCGCCUGCUCGCUCCCCCGUACCGCCCUCGCCCGCCUGCUCGCUCCCCCGUACCGCCCUCGCCCGCCUGCUCGCUCCCCCGUACCGCCCUCGCCCGCCUGCUCGCUCCCUCGCCCGCCUGCUCGCUCCCCCGUACCGCCCUCGCCCGCCUGCUCGCUCCCUCGCCCGCCUGCUCGCUCCCCCGUACCGCCCUCGCCCGCCUGCUCGCUCCCCCGUACCGCCCCCGCCCGCCUGCUCGCUCCCCCGUACCGCCCCCGCCCGCCUGCUCGCUCCCCCGUACCGCCCCCGCCCGCCUGCUCGCUCCCCCGUACCGCCCUCGCCCGCCUGCUCGCUCCCCCGUACCGCCCUCGCCCGCCUGCUCGCUCCCCCGUACCGCCCUCGCCCGCCUGCUCGCUCCCCCGUACCGCCCUCGCCCGCCUGCUCGCUCCCCCGUACCGCCCUCGCCCGCCUGCUCGCUCCCCCGUACCGCCCUCGCCCGCCGGCUCGCUCCCCCGUACCGCCCUCGCCCGCCGGCUCGCUCCCCCGUACCGCCCUCGCCCGCCGGCUCGCUCCCCCGUACCGCCCUCGCCCGCCAGCUCGCUCCCCCGUACCGCCCUCGCCCGCCUGCUCGCUCCCCCGUACCGCCCUCGCCCGCCUGCUCGCUCCCCCGUACCGCCCUCGCCCGCCUGCUCGCUCCCCCGUACCGCCCUCGCCCGCCUGCUCGCUCCCCCGUACCGCCCCCGCCCGCCUGCUCGCUCCCCCGUACCGCCCCCGCCCGCCUGCUCGCUCCCCCGUACCGCCCCCGCCCGCCUGCUCGCUCCCCCGUACCGCCCCCGCCCGCCUGCUCGCUCCCCCGUACCGCCCCCGCCCGCCUGCUCGCUCCCCCGUACCGCCCCCGCCCGCCUGCUCGCUCCCCCGUACCGCCCCCGCCCGCCUGCUCGCUCCCCCGUACCGCCCCCGCCCGCCUGCUCGCUCCCCCGUACCGCCCCCGCCCGCCUGCUCGCUCCCCCGUACCGCCCCCGCCCGCCUGCUCGCUCCCCCGUACCGCCCCCGCCCGCCUGCUCGCUCCCCCGUACCGCCCCCGCCCGCCUGCUCACUCCCCCGUACCGCCCUCGCCCGCCUGCUCACUCCUCCCUGCUCUCUCCCCCGUAUCUCCCUCGCCCGCCUGCUCACUCCCCGCUGCUCACUCCUCCCUGCUCACUCCCCCGUACCACCCUCGCCCGCCUGCUCGCUCCCUCGUACCGCCCUCGCCCGCCUGCUCACUCCUCCCUGCUCUCUCCCCCGUAUCUCCCUCGCCCGCCUGCUCACUCCCCGCUGCUCACUCCUCCCUGCUCACUCCCCCGUACCACCCUCGCCCGCCUGCUCGCUCCCUCGUACCGCCCUCGCCCGCCUGCUCACUCCUCCCUGCUCUCUCCCCCGUAUCUCCCUCGCCCGCCUGCUCACUCCCCGCUGCUCACUCCUCCCUGCUCACUCCCCCGUACCACCCUCGCCCGCCUGCUCGCUCCCUCGCCCGCCUGCACGCUCCCUCGCCCGCCUCCUUGCUCCCUCGCCCGCCCGCUCGCUUCCACCCUCCCCUCACUCUCCCUCUUUUGCCUCCCCUCACUCUCCCCCUGUCGCUCUCUUUCCUCCCUCACUCCCACCCUAG
This is a messenger RNA of Schistocerca gregaria, 4032 nucleotides long. RefSeq lists its product as uncharacterized. The transcript is spliced from 3 exons. The coding region runs from base 1 to 4032 and encodes 1343 amino acids. The record is from RefSeq and is a predicted model, not a curated record. Lineage: Eukaryota; Metazoa; Arthropoda; Insecta; Orthoptera; Acrididae.